CACUCUGGCCACAUAGCAGGAGACUAUGGGGUGUGGAUCGUCGCGGGACAUACCGCCGGCGAGCUCCAAAAGCCGGAACAGCCCACGGCCUGCGCGGCCGAGAACGCGGCGGUCGUCGUCGUCGUCGUCGUCGUCGUCGCACCGUGGCCGGCGCUCCGGCGAUGGCGGCCGGCGCUUGUCGCGGACCUCGUCGACGACAUCGAUCUCGUCAGGCCUGCCGGGUACAGACACCUCGUCCGACAACCUGUCGGCGUCGGACGAGGCUCUGCUCGAUCGCAUCGCCUCGCGCCACGACAUCGAUGUCGACGGCCUCUCGGCCAAGGAGCGCAAGGAGCUGCUCAACUGUACCUUCCGCCCGGCGACCAAUAAGCGCUCGGCGCGGCUUGCCGCCCGCGCCCGCGCCCGUACUGGUGGCCGUGGCAACAAGCCCAUUCACGACCGCCUUGCCCGCCGACCGCCCAAGCGCAUCGUCGUCACCUAUAGGCCUACCAAGGAUGAGGCCUUCCUCACCUACGUCAAGCCUGGCGAGCCCGGCGCCGAGCACUACGGCAUCUCGGUUGCCAAACGCAAGAUGAUUCGCUCGCACAACAACGAGCUGAAUGCGCUCUCGCAGCGCCUCAAGGACGGCACGUCUGGUACUGGGCCCUCGACCCGCUCCUCGUCGUACCGCCAGGUCAUCGACAAGAUCAACCAUCUUAACCGCACCAUCGGCAUCAUCACCGCCGCCCUCGAGCAGGCCGAACACAAGCUGUUUUACUCGUUCGAAGAGUGGUACGAGAAAGAGUACGCCCACUUGCCGCCGCCGCCGUCGCCGCGCUCCCACGCCGCCGCCUCGCGCAUCCAGGCGCUCUAUCGCGGCUACGCUGUUCGCAAGCGCCCGCCCACUCCAUACCACCUCCGCGCUUCGCCCGAGGCCCACGAAGCCGCUACCCGCAUCCAGGCAGUCUAUCGCGGCUACGCCGCCCGCCGCCGCCACUGCGUUGGUCCCGGCGGCUACCACUACGGCAACGACGAUCCCUACGGUGACUAUGAAGACGCCGGCUACUAUGAUGACGGACCUGGCCCGGGUGCCGACGGCUACUACGACACAGCUCUUUACCCAGACGGCGAUGACGAUGGCUACGGCGAGUAUGACGCUGCAGACGGCGGCAACGUUCCGCCGUACGACAUGGACUACGAGCCGUACCCGUACUCGGACGACGAGCGCUGACGCUCGCCCCGAGCCUCCGGGCCGCGCCUUAGAAAAUAUGCACGUUGAUGCCGGCAAGCGCCUCCUCGGCUGUGUCCUGCACCCGCGCCACAUCGUUUUGCGGCGAUGCCGUCGCUGGUUGCUGGUAAAACACUUGCGUGCCGGCCGUCUGCCGCGCGUAGAGCACUCCCAGCGAGUUGCCCAGCGCGAGAUGCGUCACCGCCCCGCCCGCAAAAACGUCGUGCGCCAUGCACGUCGCAAACACAAAGUUGGCGUCCAUCGACGAUUCGAC
Messenger RNA from Thecamonas trahens ATCC 50062, 1481 nucleotides. RefSeq lists its product as uncharacterized. Lineage: Eukaryota; Apusomonadida; Apusomonadidae. The coding region runs from base 26 to 1210 and encodes 394 amino acids. The transcript has a single exon. Gene Ontology annotation, molecular function: protein binding. The record is from RefSeq and is a predicted model, not a curated record.